This is a messenger RNA of Linum trigynum, 1600 nucleotides long. Lineage: Eukaryota; Viridiplantae; Streptophyta; Magnoliopsida; Malpighiales; Linaceae. The record is from the annotation of a GenBank genome assembly.
CCCCGAGCGAAGUCCUAUCAUAUAUAAUUCUCCACGACUUACUUUGCUUGCUUGUUUAUUUUGUAGUUUUCUUAAUUUUAAACUCCAAACCCUUUGCUAGACAAAAACCUAAGCGUUUAUAGUUGGGCUGACAAUUAAAAUGCUUUCCCUAUACUACACCCUACUAGAGUUUAUAGUUGGGCUCUAUUUGGAUUUUCUAUUGGUGUAGUUAGAGUGAGUCAAGUUAUUGACGCCGUUGUCGGGGACUGUUAACGGUCUAUUAUCCAGAAAAGGUCGUUUAUUAUUACUCUAGCAUUUUAUAUAUUGUCUUUUGUUUUGUUUUUUGUUUUCAUCUUUUUGUGAUGCAGAGUUGGGCCAUGGAUUCCGAUAUCUUCUCCUACACAUGGGGUAUCCACCAACACUCGAAUGGGGUUACCACGAGACAUGGAGCAAUCAAGAAGGAGAAAGUUACGGAUUUGGGGUCGACUACCAACUACCUUUCCAUGUUGAACAACCGUAUCCCCACAGAUGUUCAAGAGUUCCAACCAUACAAUGGAGCCUACCCUCGACAACAUGAAGUGAAGAGCCAAUUGGAGCUAUUGGUGGAGAAGUUUGCAUCGGAUAAUGACCAAUCUUACUCCAAACCGACCUUCCCAACAUCAGAUCCACCUUACUCGGAUUUCCUCUAUGAAGCGGAGGAAAUACGCAAGAGCACGGAGAAUCUAAACUCGAUGGUCGAUAAAGCUUGUGCACAGUUCACUCAAGAUCGGCUCUUAGCGGGUUGUGAAGAAAAGGAAUAUGAAGAGGCAAGCCUCGAGGAUGAAUUGGAACGGUCGGAAGUUGUUAUAGAUGUCCACCAUGAUGCCCAAGAACUGGAAUGUCCUCUUGAGGUAGUCACCACUCUUCCACACUUCAUUUCAAGUGUUGAAGAGGAGGAUCUCCAUGAGGAGAUGGGCCGAUCCAAUCGAAGACAUCGCUUGGAAACUUGCUAUCCAAUGCAUGCUUGCAGAAGAGUGAGGGAGGAUGAGAGAAGAAGUUAUGGAGGAGGUAGAAGCAAAUGAAGAAGAAUUUCUUGAGGAACGACAAAAGGAGAAAUACGAAGAAGCGAAGGAUUUGGACGAAGCAAUUGAAUUUCGUGCUAAAGAGGAAGUUUUGGUGGAAGAGGCUUGCAUAAGCCAAGAGAUUAUAGUGAAAUCUCCACCUAACUUUGAGGAGUUGCUUAGCAAGGAUCCUUUUGUGAUUACUCUUUGCUCGACCAAAGCCACACCGUCAUCAUUUUUCCUUGAUGGAUGUGGUGGAGGAUAAUUGAUGAUGUUUUAUCCGGUUCGGGGCCAAGAGAAAAGAGAAAAAAGAGAGAAGGAGAGGUCUCAAGGGUUGAGGCUUUGACUUACUCAAGUCCAUGAGUCGUCAUCAACUACUAUUCCAUAUGCUCAUGACUUGAGGCUCCACCUCAACGACAAGAACCUCAAAUUCAAAGAGGUUCACGGAUGGACCGAAGCUUGAGGAGCAACCGUCUAGCUUUUGACGUAAAAGUAGUGCUUGUUGGGAGGCAACCCAACGUAGGUUUGUGUUUGUUUUUAUGUUAAGUACUAUUAUUGUGCAAUAACCUUGCCUUGUGUGA